Molecule: messenger RNA, 757 nt
Organism: Cryphonectria parasitica EP155
Lineage: Eukaryota; Fungi; Ascomycota; Sordariomycetes; Diaporthales; Cryphonectriaceae
Exons: 3
Coding region: 185-757 (190 amino acids)
Biological process (GO): endosome organization; regulation of protein localization
Cellular component (GO): BLOC-1 complex; endosome
Source: RefSeq, a predicted model, not a curated record
CAACAACCUCACAGCAAGUCCCCUUCACCUACCCACGCCCACACAUACACACAAACCAUAUCAGACGAACCUACCUCUCUUCAUCUCUCCACAAGCAGUCUGCCUCAGAGCUCCAGCACACCUACCCUUCCGCCAUCAUCAUCAUACUAUUUCGUUUACAGGCCGUCAUCACCUCACCACCACCAUGUCUUCCUACUCCCCAACGCAGUUCUACUCUGGGACUCUUCCCAUGCCCGUGCCCAACAAGGGCCAGCACUACCCAACCUAUUAUCACUCAGAGAGUACCUACUCCGUCUCCCCUCCCGAGGCCGACGCGUCUGUGAGCUCCGGCUCCGCCGUCCCCUCGUACAGCAACUCUGGCUACUCAGCCACCGCCAGCUAUGCCUGUAGUAGCCAUGGUGACUACGAGUCAGAGCGUUCCGCCAGUGGCGUGGACUUCAAUGAGUACAUGCACGAGCACUUGGCUAACGCCUUCGACCCUCUCCCUCUGGACAAGGCCGUGGCUACGCAAGCACAGACUUCUGGUCGUCUCAACGCCAAGCACCGCGAGCUCCUGGAGCUGCAGAAGCAGGCGCAGGCCCGCCUCGCCAGGUCGCGGGCUCGCUUUGCUGAGGGUAUGGAGGAUGCGCGCGAAGUGCGCCAGAAUCUCGAAUGGACGCAGAAGAAAGUCUCAUCUCUGAAGACCAAGGCGUCGAAAAAGCACGGCAAGGAGUACAGCAAGGCCCGCGCUCGAUACCCGUCUCCAGACGGUUAUUAG